UGUGUUGACAGAAAACGUGUAUUGAAUCAGGGAACCAACCAACAGGGCCUGCCCAAGGCAUUUUGGCACCUGAAGCCAAAUAACAAAAUGGUGCCCCCAACCUGCCAGGGAGGAAGGGAAAGUGUGCUCACUCUUAAACUGUGUGAUGAAAAGAUGUUUCAGCUAAGGCUGGUUGACAGAUACCUGGAAGCACUUUGGGGGAGUUUUCUGCACACUGAACAAGAAAAAAGUGAUCUACAGAACUGGAAUUUGCCUUUGAAGAAUACAAAACCUGGGAAGAGUUUAAAUGGUGAAUCCCAGGAAAAAGUAUUCAAAGGAAUCUUGUAUAAGAUAACCUUUGUGACAAGAUGGCUGACCAGCACCAGGAUUUCAAUAUGACAGAUGACCAUUUGGUGAGCCAAGCUAGAUGGAACCAGACAGGUGAGCCCGAUCGGGUGGGAGACAGGAAGGAGCUUCUUCCACAGGAUGGAAUCCAGGAUGUUGGUUCACAGUUUGGAGAAAGGCUGUAUGUGGGGAUGGAGCCUGGAAGUAUAAAUGGGUUAAGGAAAGGCUCUCCCCUCCAGAUACCAGUUGAUGAUGGAUCUGAUGAACCAGAGUCUGAUGCUUCUGAUGCUAAGAGUACCCCAACUGUGGAAGAUGCUACUGCUCCAUUAGUGGAGGAGAGAGUGCAUGAGAAUCGAAAUGCGACUCGCCAGUAUGCAGAGAUACCUGAAGGAAAUACAGCUGAGGAAGCAGACUUAGGCUCUACUUCUAGCCUUGAAGACCAUGCUGCGGGGGAUGCUCAAGCUCGAAUGGACAACAAAGAUAAAAAUGAGACUGGGACUGAAGAGCCUAAACUAAAGACAUCCACACCUUCCUCUGUCAAAAUCUUGGAAGGUAGAACCUCCAUUAUUCCCAAACGAAACUCCUCUGUUAGUUCUAUCCCUUUGAAAAAACCCUCCAACCCUGCUGAGUCCUCAGUACCAACCUCCAUCCCUAAAUGCAUCUCUUCUAUCGCAUCCCGACCAACCAGUACAGGAACAAAAGAGAAAAGGGGCAAGGGUCCAGAUAUGAAAACAAAGAUAGCCACUCCACGUCCUGGUAUGGGGCAGAAUCAGAAGAGUCCAGCCAAUGCUUCUCGGAUCCCUGCCAAAACUCCCACCAUCCCCAAGACACCACCCAGUCUUGCUGCCAAAAAGGAGCAAAGAAGGCCCCCUAACACAGCAGCAAAAUCUGAGAGAGGUGAACCGGUAAAGUCUGGAGAUAGGAGUGGCUACAGCAGCCCUGGCUCUCCAGGAACUCCUGGCAGUCGCUCCCGCACACCCUCCCUGCCAACUCCACCAAACAGGGAGCCCAAGAAGGUGGCAGUGGUUCGCACCCCGCCAAAAUCCCCUUCUUCAGUCAAGAGCCGCUUGCAGACAGCCCCUGUCCCCAUGCCAGACCUGAAGAAUAUAAAGUCCAAGAUUGGUUCCACUGAAAAUUUGAAGCAUCAGCCAGGGGGUGGAAAGGUACAGGUGGUUAAUAAGAAGCUGAACUUUAGCCAUGUCCAAUCCAGGUGUGGAUCAAAGGAUAAUAUCAAACAUACCCCAGGAGGAGGCAGUGUACAAAUUGUUUACAAGCCAGUGGAUCUCAGCCACAUAACGUCCAAAUGUGGUUCCUUGGACAACAUUCAUCAUAAACCAGGUGGUGGGCAAGUGGAGGUGAAAUCUGAGAAACUGGACUUCAAAGAUAAGGUGCAAUCAAAAAUUGGGUCAUUAGACAACAUCACCCAUAUGCCUGGAGGAGGAAAUAAAAAGAUUGAGAGCCACAAGCUGACCUUUCGUGAGAACGCCAAAGCCAAGACUGACCAUGGAGCUGAAAUUGUCUACAAAUCACCCACUGUAUCUGGAGAUGCCUCCCCACGGCGCCUUAGCAACGUCUCCUCUACUGGAAGCAUCAACAUGGUGGACUCCCCACAGCUGGCCACAUUGGCCGAUGAAGUGUCUGCUUCCCUGGCCAAGCAGGGCUUGUGAUUGUGUUAAAGUGGGUGGAGAGAAUAAGAAGAGAAGAAUCCACUCUGGCCUUUC
Messenger RNA from Lacerta agilis (Sand lizard), 2045 nucleotides. It is a transcript of the gene MAPT, whose product is annotated as microtubule associated protein tau. Gene Ontology annotation, biological process: neuron projection development; microtubule cytoskeleton organization. The coding region runs from base 348 to 1991 and encodes 547 amino acids. The transcript has 16 exons. NCBI's taxonomy places the organism in Eukaryota, Metazoa, Chordata, Lepidosauria, Squamata, Lacertidae. Gene Ontology annotation, molecular function: microtubule binding. The record is from RefSeq and is a predicted model, not a curated record. Gene Ontology annotation, cellular component: neuron projection.